CAACAGGUGCUCCAUGCCAGUCCUCGCAGUCUCCCCAUCCCUCCCAUGCCCCCAGGGCAGGAGCCAGGGCUCCCGACCGUGACCUGGGCUUUGCUGUGCACACAGCUUUGCACUGCAGACCCUGAAGGCCCUGCUCUGCCAAAUGCGCUAUGAGCACGUGGUGGUGUCAAUGGAACGCAAGCGUGCCUGGGACACGCUGCUCUGUGCUGACACCCACCACUAUGCAGUGCGUCUUCUGGCCAGGGAGAUGCGCCGCGUCUCCAUCAUCUGGUGUUGCGGCAUGGCAUCCUGCCUCUUUGACCUGCUCAGCGAAGGCAUUUCAGACUGGGAACUGCCCGCCCUGGCGUUCCUGGUGGAGGUCCUGGACUGCCUGGACUUGAGCGAAUGUGGUGAAAAAGUCCUGGAGAUCUUGACAAGUCAGCUGCAGAGUGAGUCCACGGAGAUGCGUCGCGUGGUACUCCGCGGCCUCGUGGUGCUCACUUCGAUGGAUCCAAGCAUGUUCAACCUGACUGAAAGCCUUGGGAAACUACUGUGGGAUGCGGACGAAGACAUCGUGGAGAUGACCCUCAUUGUGCUCAGCUUACUGCUGCUGCACAAAGACCUCACAAUAGCCAGCCCCAUCGCCCUGCAGCUGGCUGAGGCGCUCUGGCACCUCUUUGACAAUGACAACAGCCAUGUGCAGCUGCUCUCCAUUCGCCUCUUCCAAGACGUGAUCACGCUGGUAGUGGCAAAGGACAAAAAGGCCCUGAAGAAGCAUGUGAGCGAGAGCCUGCUCCCGCUCUUCUUCCACUGCCACGAUGAGAACGGGCGUGUGGCACAGGCCUCUCGGGAAACGCUGCUUUCUGCAGUAAGGUUCCUGAAGAGGAAGGAUCUCAAGCAGCUGCUGAAGACGGAUCAGAUGUGGAGGUUGGCCGAGUGCUUGGUAAGGACGGCCUGGAAUCCCCAGCCCAAUCCCUGGAGAAGCCGCCUGCCCAUGGCACCCAGGAUCGCCGGGCGCUACCUGACACGGCAGCAGCCAGAGUUCCGGAUCAUCUGCAUGGCCCUUCAGGACAUGACGGAUGACACCAGCCCUACCGUCUCAUGCCUGGCACUUCAAACUCUGUACAUCAAUUUAGCUGUACAGAGCAUUCCCUCCUCCCGACUCCAGAAGAUGCGAGACCAACUCCGCCAGCUCUGGAAGUCGCGGCCUUUCCUGUUUCACUGUGGCUGA
Molecule: messenger RNA, 1210 nt
Organism: Haemorhous mexicanus (house finch)
Lineage: Eukaryota; Metazoa; Chordata; Aves; Passeriformes; Fringillidae
Exons: 8
Coding region: 143-1210 (355 amino acids)
Cellular component (GO): cytoplasm
Source: RefSeq, a predicted model, not a curated record